Molecule: messenger RNA, 504 nt
Organism: Suillus paluster
Lineage: Eukaryota; Fungi; Basidiomycota; Agaricomycetes; Boletales; Suillaceae
Exons: 1
Coding region: 1-504 (167 amino acids)
Source: RefSeq, a predicted model, not a curated record
AUGCCUCCCAAUCAUGCCCACUUUAGCAUCAUUCCCACCGAGUUACUUGGUCGCCCAUCACUUCUGUCUAUCCGUCGUCAACAACUCGAUGAACAAACAAAGGUGAAGGCUGCAACUGCGGCUCUGAAUCCUCCUCUUGCACCAUCUCUGAGUCAACCUGUCAUCAAUGUGAAUUUUCUACCUGAAAUGUUCCAGCCUGUCCAAGCCAUAGAUCCCAUUCCAACCCAUAUUCCUGCAGCCUUGGCACCGCUCCCUGGUGUGCAUGCUACUGCAUCCUUGUUGUUACCAACUCAGCUUGCUACUCCUGGGCUGAGGAUGAGUCUUGCUGAUUUUUGUGUUGCUUUUGAUGUUUCCAAUGCUCUGCAGGCUAAACUCUCAAAUAAUAGGUUCACAUCCUCACAUUCUCUUCGCUUUGCUUCUUUGGAUGAUCUCAAAACUAUUGGGAUACUUUGUGGCGAGCUUGCACAACUCAAGGAUGCUGUUUGUCGCUGGUGCAGCGAGUAA